This is a messenger RNA of Dendronephthya gigantea, 1575 nucleotides long. RefSeq names its product glycine receptor subunit alpha-4-like. Gene Ontology annotation, cellular component: membrane; synapse; neuron projection. The transcript has 10 exons. Gene Ontology annotation, molecular function: neurotransmitter receptor activity; transmembrane signaling receptor activity; extracellular ligand-gated monoatomic ion channel activity. Bases 124 to 1575 code for a protein of 483 amino acids. Gene Ontology annotation, biological process: regulation of membrane potential; signal transduction; chloride transmembrane transport. The record is from RefSeq and is a predicted model, not a curated record. Lineage: Eukaryota; Metazoa; Cnidaria; Anthozoa; Malacalcyonacea; Nephtheidae.
UUUUGCUAUCGGGCACCGCGCACUAGCAAACAAACUGUGCAUCGGCAGUUUCGUGCGGGACAAUCUGAUCAAGUUGAAUAUUUGAAGAGUCAUUUCCAUUGAAGAAAGAGGAUAAUAACGACAAUGUACUGCGUAUUUUUCAUGUUACUUGGUGUUGUCAGCGCAAGAAGUAUAGACAACGGCACGACCACAGUAUCCAGCAAAAUUUUGGAAAAGAUUUACCCUGAAAAUAACGAUCAAAAAACGGUGUCAGAGAAAUGCGAUGUACGAGAUGACGAGAAUCAUGAUCGGUUUUGGGUUGCGAGGAACAUCACAGACUUGAUGAGCCAUCUUUUGGAGGGAUAUGACAGGAGAAUAAGACCAUUCUUUGAAAAUAGAGAGCCAAUGACCGUUAAAGUCAACACGUAUAUCACUGCGUUAGGGUCGUUUGAUGAAUUGGACAUGGAAUUCACGACGACGAUGUUUUUUCGACAAAUCUGGCACGACCCAAGGUUGGCAUAUGGUUGUCAUUACAAGCGUGAUUUUGUGACAAUGGGUGCUCCCAUACUCUCCCAAAUUUGGUUACCGGAUACCUAUUUCGAGUACGAGACAAAAAGUCAGCUGCAAAGCAAGAAUUUCUACCUUACCUUAUACAGAACCGGAAAAUUGAUAUUAAGUACGAGGAAUACAGUGUUAAGCUCGUGCAGCAUGCAUCUGAUAUCCUUUCCUCUAGAUGAACAAAAGUGCAACUUUUCAAUUCAGAGUUAUGGAUUUUCAACGAGAGAUGUCGUGUACAGAUGGAGUUCGAGUGAAGCCAAAGAUUCAGUAAAAUUCCCGGAGGAUUUCUCAAUGUCACAGUUCACAUUGGAAGGUUACAGAGUUUUUGAAAAGAACAGUUCAUACGAAACAGGUGAUUAUUCCGGAGUUAUCAUUGAACUCCAUUUGAAACGACGAUUUCUUUAUUACAUCAUUCAAAUGUAUUUGCCUGCUGUGAUGGUCGUCAUGCUCUCCUGGGUGUCAUUCUGGGUAGACAGCGACUCAGUACCAGCGCGUGUUGCGCUAGGAAUUACUACCGUCUUAGCGAUGACAACGCUCAUGUUUGGAGUUCAAUCAGCCUUGCCUAAAGUGCCUUACAUGAAGGCCGUGGAUUUGUUUCUAGCGUUUUCCUUUAUUUGUGUGUUUGCCGCCCUCGUCGAGUUCGCCGCUGUAAAUUACUACGUGACAAACGCACAGAAAACUAUCCUACAAAAGAAGAGAGAAAGAAGGAAAGUACUGAGAGAAAAAUGCAAAAGGAAUCCCAAGUUUCAAACUAUUGGUCAGUUGGUUUUGGGUAUGCAUGCGGACGACGAGGAUCUGGUGGCCCUUGGUAUGAAUCCAGGUGAUCUCGGCGGCAGUGUACCUGCCAGCACGUACAGCGGUUCACCAGAUGCCAGCCCGUACAAUGAAGAUCGAACAGCGGAACAACUUCUGAAGGAAGAGUCGUUCUCUGGCAGUUAUGAAAAAGAAAUUAAAUUGCUGAUGAAAAAAGUUUCAGCGAAUGCCAUCGACUAUCACUCGCGCACCAUAUUUCCCGUCUGUUUGCACUGUUCAAUCUAG